AUGCCGUACUAUGAAACGCUUAUGUUGAUUGAUUCACGUCUGGGGCGAGGAGAGCUUCAUGAGCUACUGAAAAGGAUUGUGCUUCGUUUUAUGGAUGCGGGCGGCAUUGUGACUCGCUUGCGUGCACUGCCGUCGGCGUUCACACCCGCUGGACUGUACGAGGCGGCGGCAAGGCCCUUACCCCAGAAACUUCGAGGCCCGACGCGGGAGAAGCACGUUGCUGCUAGCUUUGUAGAGUGCGGAGCUUUUCUUUUUCCGCAGGCGCUACCGCAAGUCCAGCACCAGCUCCGCUUAGACGAACAGAUCCUGCGCAUCACGAGUGUGCGUCGAACCGCUGCAGAGUCACUGACUUGCUCCCUAGCGACGGAGCGCGGUAUGGCUCCUCCUCGAAGUGUACGGGCGCCGCCGCCGCCGCCGGCUCGUCAUCGGAUACCUCGUGGUGUUGUAGGUGCUUUGGCUCCGGUUAGCGGGCUGGAAAUGUUCAUCGAAGAGUUCGAGUCGCGCCACCCUGCGGGGAUUGCUGUCUAUGACACGUACCGGAAACAGGAAAAUCCCUUCCGAGGGACGCUCCCCGAAACCGGACCUACCGAGCGCGAAGACUAG
Molecule: messenger RNA, 603 nt
Organism: Cyanidioschyzon merolae strain 10D
Lineage: Eukaryota; Rhodophyta; Bangiophyceae; Cyanidiales; Cyanidiaceae
Exons: 1
Coding region: 1-603 (200 amino acids)
Biological process (GO): translation
Cellular component (GO): ribosome
Molecular function (GO): rRNA binding; structural constituent of ribosome
Source: RefSeq, a predicted model, not a curated record